AUGAUUCUGAUAGCAGCAUCAAUGCACAUUAGGGAGCAUCGUUCUUUUUCUCUUAGGACUCCUUCAAUUCAUAUAAGAGACGAAGAUCCGAAAGAUGUGGUGAAGAGUAGCAUUUGUGGUAUAAUGAUGGGAGUACUUUUCAUGAUAAUAUUCGCAAUAAUUGGGAUGGUAGGGAUAUUUACGAAUAUCGACGAGGAAAUAGAAUAUAUAUGGAUGUUAGUCGUUUUGACUUUCACUUAUGUACUCUUUAUUCCUUACUUUAUUUUAAUAUUACAAGAUCUGAGGAGAAUAUCGAGUGAGUUGGAGAAGCAUUAGGAUGAAUCUAUUGUGAUGAAUCCCUAUGCAUUUGCUUCUAGUAUGAAUACGAUUAGUGCCAUUACAAACACAGAAAAAUAUAACCUUUUUAGAUUAUUAAAUGUUUAAUUUUUCAUCAUUUCUUUGAUUAUUAGUGCUUUCUUAAUAAAUUCAGAAAUUGUGAUCGGAUCAUUAUUAGCAAUUGUUAACUACAUCGUGGCAGCAACUAUUAUCAUCUAUGUUUGCAGAAGAUGUUGGCUGGGAUGUUGCAAUAUUAAAAUUGCAACCAAAAACCCAAAACGAUAUCACUUCUACAGAUAUCCAUCUCCCAAUCAAGUCAAGGAUUCAGCAUUUGCAUUUGCAGUUGCAUUGGUUACUUAUUAUGUUUGCAAACUCAUCCUCUAUGUGAUCUUUCUUUGCUUAGAUCAAGAAGAUUUUCAAUACACUUACCUCACUAGCUUAUUCUAUGCUUUUAUAAUGAUUGUAUAAUUCGCAUAUGUUUCGUAUUUGAUCAAAAGAACCCUCAUUACUUAACAAUCCAAGAAAUACUUCAAAUGUUACAUGACCUUAUUUUAGUCCCUUUACCUCUCUCAGACCACCUAGAACUGUGUUCUCAAGGGACUUUACUUCUUUUCCUUAUUGUGCACCUACAUCGCCUUCUUUCUUGAGAAACCCUACUUAACAAUCAAAAACUCCGAUCUAUUUGGAGUUCAAUAAUUUUGUUCCUAUGAACACUUCAUCUACCUAUUCACAUUACUGUAACUCAUCUAUUUCCUCUUGUUUCGAAGCUAUUGUGUUAAUAAGGAGGAAGAACAAAUAUAGAUUUUUGAUUUCAAUUAAGUCCAAACCCAGGACAACCGUUUACAAUGGAUACAAAAUUAACAGGACUACCCAAUUUACGACAAUUAGGAAGCAGAUUUUCUGUAUUUCAUCCACGAUCUAGAAGCUCUAUAGGAGAUCUACGACAAUCUGAUUUUCUAAUCUUCUUAAUUAGAAUUGAAGAUGAGACCAAGAAAUGGCCAAUUAAUCAAUUUAACCUAAUGGAUUGAAGACAAGAAGUUUUAAUUACAAGUCCAAGGGAGAGGCUUUGAUGAUGAAUACUUUGCAAAUCUCAAAUCAUUCAUCAAACAAAACAUUCGAUCCAAAAGAGAUGCCAAAGACAAACAAAAAUAAUCUAUCGAUAGAAUUGAAUGUGCAAUAUGUUUAUAAUAGUUGGACACCAAAUAGAAUAUUACUAGAUUAGGAUGCCAUUCCACUCAUAAAUUUCACACUGAAUGUAUAGAAAGAUGGAUCAAUGCUGUCCACAAAUGUCCUUUAUGCAAUCAACCUGCUUGA
Molecule: messenger RNA, 1629 nt
Organism: Paramecium tetraurelia
Lineage: Eukaryota; Ciliophora; Oligohymenophorea; Peniculida; Parameciidae
Exons: 2
Biological process (GO): protein ubiquitination
Molecular function (GO): ubiquitin protein ligase activity
Source: RefSeq, a predicted model, not a curated record